This is a messenger RNA of Coccinella septempunctata (seven-spotted ladybird), 3225 nucleotides long. RefSeq lists its product as uncharacterized. The record is from RefSeq and is a predicted model, not a curated record. The transcript has 6 exons. The coding region runs from base 243 to 3080 and encodes 945 amino acids. Lineage: Eukaryota; Metazoa; Arthropoda; Insecta; Coleoptera; Coccinellidae.
CUGUCAAUUUCAAUUGUCAACUCCCACUUGCUAGAGCAACCGAAAUUUUUAUCGUUAGAUUGAAUGAUGCAAAGUUUAUUUUCGUUUAUACCUUAGAAUAUUCAAAGGAUUAUAAUAGUAGUUCAUCUAUGUGAAUGUUCACGUGAAAAGCAUUUAUUCGUUCUGUUUCUUAUUUUUUGAGUGUUUUGUAUUCACAACAUUUAUUGUUUUUCAGUACAUCGUUAAAGUUUGUGUACCAUACCAUGAGUUGUUCGAAUUCUAGUAUCAACUUAUCUCAUAGUAUAAGUGGGUAUAUAACUGCUAAUGAAGAUGAAUGUGACAGUAGUCAAUAUUUAUCUGUUUUGAGCCAAGAUUUAACUCUAGAAGAAAUGAAUAUUACAUUGACAAAUGAUAAAAAUGAAGAGAGUAAUGUAACUGAGUUGGGGUCUACAGAAGAUAGAAAUCCACCUUUCAUUUUCAAAGUAGAUGAUACCAAUGAAAUUUAUGGUGUCCAAGUGGCACGAGAUGAAGAUGGAAAUCUUCAAAAAUACCAGAUUCAGUAUAGUGAAAAUAUUAAUGGAGAGUUAGUGCCUAUGCUAGAAACAAUCCAGUUCUUACCCUUGGAUUAUACAGAACAGCUAAUUCCACCUGAAGAAAAUUGUUCUUCUAUUGAAAUAUCUCAACCCAAUGACAGUUUUGUUGUAAACCAUGAAGAAUUUAUAUCCCCAAAAAGAGACUUUCACAUAGAACAUGAAGGGCAUAUUAAUAGAGAUGAAAAGGGAUGGAAUAUUCAAACUGCCACAGAGGAAUCUCCUAAUUAUCCAAUAAAAAAUGAACCUGAAGGUUUUUAUGACCAAAGUUCCAUACUUCCAACUGAAGUUGAGAAAACAGUUAUAGUUGAAGGUCCACAUUCCAUUGAAUUGACUUCUGUUGAUGCAGAAUCGAAAGAAAUUCACGAAGAUGUUGGGAUGUCCGAUGAGGGAAAUCACCUCAUGGCUAUUCAGCACCUUGAAAUCGGACACUGUUUAGAUCAGGAAGAAUUGUAUGAAGAGACUAUUGAAGAAAAUCAUUUUGAGCAACUAUUCCUAGAGGAAAAGCAUAUGAUUGGUAGUGGUCAUCUCAUGGGUUGUACCAAAGAUUCUUCACAAAAUGAAAUAUAUCAUAUUCUAAAUAAUAUCUCUACGAAUCCAGAAAAUGUCUAUGGCGAUAGCGGAAACUCUAUCCUGAAAGAAACAGCAGAUCAGCAUGCUAAAACCAACAUAUUGAAAAAGUCUAUACAAAAGAGUCUUUUAAAAGAUUUCAUCAAUUCAGAACAGAAAAUUGUUUAUGUCCAGACGCUACCUGAAAAAGAGAAUAUGAAAGUCAUGGAUAUUGAAAGCUUCAUCAGGCCAAACUCCAGGAGUUUACUCAAAAGCAACCAACCAUCUCAAGUAUUGAAACAAACAGAUUGUAUUCAAUCUGGAAAUAAAAAUAUUCAAAAAAAUCCAUGCAACAGAAACGCACCUCGUACCAAAGAGACGAAACAAAUUUAUAGGACUAAAGAGGCGAAGCAGCAAAGACUGUUCAUGAACUUCAUCAAUUCUACUACUAUCCCCCAAGUGCCAGAACGUAAAGAAAGGUUGCCCAGGAAACAACAAAUAAAGCCACUUGAACAUCCUAAUGAAGAUAUCGUUGUCAAAGAAAUGAUAGUUUCUGCAAACAAUUUCGUUGAACCUGUUUCUGCAGAAGAAAGAAAAUUCCUCCCUGUUACAGAGUAUGUUGAACUUCUUGACUCUGGUGAUGAAUCAAAUUCUGGUAAUAAUAAGAAGAAAAGAAAGAACAAUAGAAAAGACGAACUUAUUGAAAUUGAAAUAAGUGAUACUGAUGAAUGUGAUAAAAUUGAUUUAGAACUUGAAAAAUUAAAAGAUAUUGAGGACAAAAAAAGCGGAAUGAGUAAAAAACGAGGAAGGCCGCCAAAAUAUAGAACUUCUGCUCAAGAUAAAAAGAAUAUCUACCCAAAUUCUCCACCUAAAAUGAGUCGUUUUGACAGUGAUGUUGAAAGUGUCACGUCCACUUUGCAAGUAAUCAGGAUGGAAAAUCAAAUCAAAGGUGAUGUGGAGAAUGCUGAAAAAUCAUCAAAAAAAAAUUAUUCAGUGGAAGAGAUUGAUAAAAAUCCUACAGACAAAGAUUCUUUAGAGAAAUCUAAAAAUAUAGAACAUACUGUAAGUAAUGAAAAAUCAUCACAGACAGAUUUACAAAGAAGUCAGACUCAAAAUUUUCUUGAAUCCACACUGAAAAGGGGGUUUGAUUACAAAUUUGAGUGUGAGCAGUGUAAAUCCAAAUUUAUCAAUAGGUUUUUACUAAGUAGACAUGAAUGUAUUGCGAAAUUUGGAUCAACCUUUUCUUGUAAUAUUUGCAAGCAGAAGUUCAUGAAUAAUACAAGUUUGAAUUUGCAUAAAAAAAAUCAUAUGAGGGAAACUCCCAUGCUUAAGCCUAAUUUGACCAAAAUUCCUCAGUCUAGAAUAUUUCCAAAAAAAGAAGCUGUCACUUCGAUGAAAUCAACCAUAUCGAGUUCUAGAAGUUCCACAAUUUCAAAGACACCUUUAAAAAUUCCGCUCAAACAAUCAUUACUGCUAUCUAAGAAUCCAAAAACUACUUCAUCUUUUAAAAGUGCCAGGCAGUCUGUCCUUCCAGUUGAAGGGAAGCAAUUGAUUGUCCCCUCCAAAAGUGUUGUGGUACCCACAACCGAUCUGGUGCUGCCUGUCAGAAAUAAUUCUUCAGAAAAUAAAACAGAUACCGCUGUAGAAGGAUGUAAUAAAACCCAAGUGAAAGGAGAUAUCUCCAAGCUUCCUUCAAUUGUAGUUACUCCAGAAAAAAUACCAAAUAGCUAUACUUUCAAGUGUGAGACACAAUGUGACAAAUGUUCCAAGCACUUUGAUAACAACACAUCAUGGUUUGAACAUCAAGUGUUGAAUCAUGGUUUCAAGACGCCUGAUAAAAGUAUAGGGGAAAAGAAGCAGAAGAAAAUUGUCAAAGAUAAGGUUAUACAUAAUGGAAUACGUGCAGCUCCUACUGUUGCUAAGAAUUUCUCUAUGUUGAGGAAUAAAGUACAACACAUAUAGUGUAUUAUGUUAAUUUAUAUGAUUUAUGUAUAAAGAGAAUAUUUAUUAGAAAAUGAAAAAGUUUAUUGAUCACAACUUUUUCAGCAAUAUUCAUUCAUAGAUACAAAUUUUUGAGUACAAUAGCAAUAAAUUCAAAUUUUAUAUA